Molecule: messenger RNA, 3567 nt
Organism: Charadrius vociferus (killdeer)
Lineage: Eukaryota; Metazoa; Chordata; Aves; Charadriiformes; Charadriidae
Gene: BRPF3
Product: bromodomain and PHD finger containing, 3
Exons: 15
Biological process (GO): regulation of transcription by RNA polymerase II
Cellular component (GO): MOZ/MORF histone acetyltransferase complex
Molecular function (GO): protein binding
Source: RefSeq, a predicted model, not a curated record
GGCUCCAGAGGGGCUAACGCUGAGCCAAAACUAGGCCUCUGGACUGCAGCAAUGAGGAAGCCUCGGAGGAGGUCCCGGCAGAACUUGGAGGGGAGGCGUUCUCCCUCGCCCUACAGCCUCAAGUGCUCACCGACUCGGGAGACCCUGACAUAUGCUCAGGCCCAGCGGAUCGUGGAGGUAGACAUCGAUGGGCGGCUUCAUCGCAUCAGCAUCUAUGAUCCUUUAAAAAUCAUCACAGAGGACGAGCUGACUGCCCAGGACAUCACAGAGUGCAACAGCAACAAGGAAAACAGCGAGCAGCCCCUUUUCCCUUCCAAAUCUAAGAAAACACCUUCCAAAGGCAAGAAGAAAGAACCCUGCUCCAAACAUGCACCAGGGAUGUCCUUACACUUACCCCAGCCCAACUUCCGCGUGGUGGACUUCUGCAGCCAGCCAGAUGCUCCUCCCCUCCCUGCCGCCUACUACCGGUACAUUGAAAAGCCUCCUGAGGACCUCGAUGUAGAGGUGGAGUAUGACAUGGAUGAGGAGGACCUGGCCUGGCUGGAAAUGGUGAACGAGAAGAGAAGGGAUGAUGGUUAUGGGACAGUUUCUGCUGACGUUUUUGAGCUGCUGGUGGACCGAUUGGAAAAGGAGUCAUACCUUGAGAGCCGGAACAAUGGGGCUCAGCAGUCCUUCAUCGAUGAGGAUGCCUUCUGCUGUGUCUGCAUGGAUGAUGAGUGUCACAACAGCAACGUCAUCCUGUUCUGUGAUAUCUGCAAUCUGGCCGUGCACCAGGAGUGUUAUGGCGUGCCCUAUAUCCCUGAGGGGCAGUGGCUUUGCCGCUGCUGCUUACAGUCCCCUUCUCGCCCUGUGGAUUGUGUCCUUUGCCCAAACAAAGGUGGAGCCUUCAAGCAGACCAGUGAUGGCCGCUGGGCCCAUGUGGUCUGUGCCAUCUGGAUCCCAGAGGUCUGCUUUGCAAACACUGUGUUCCUGGAGCCUAUUGAAGGGAUAAAUGACAUCCCCCCAGCUCGGUGGAAGCUCACAUGCUAUAUCUGCAAGCAGAAGGGCAUGGGAGCUGCUAUCCAAUGCCACAAGGUGAACUGUUACACUGCCUUCCAUGUCACCUGUGCCCAGCGGGCUGGUCUCUUCAUGAAGAUCGAACCCAUGAGGGAGACCAGCAUCAACGGCACAACGUUCACUGUGCGCAAGACUGCCUAUUGUGAGAGUCAUUCCCCACCUGGGACAGUGAAAAAAGGGACUCCAGCUGCUAGUGGUGAGGGGCAGGAGGACACUGUGAAGGAGGAGGGAGAGGAGGAAGCCAAUUCUGGCCCUCCCAAAGGGUCUCUGAAAAAGAACCAAGUGAAAUUGAAGCAGAAGAUCAAAAAGGAGCCUGGUGACGUGACCAACGGGCGUUCGUCUGUGCCCAUGGUGACAGUUGCACAAAUUCCCUCUUACAGGCUGAACAAAAUCUGCAGCGGCCUCUCCCUCCAAAGGAAGAACCAGUUCAUGCAGAGGCUCCACAACUACUGGCUGCUGAAGCGGCAGGCGAGGAACGGGGUGCCACUGAUCCGGCGCCUGCACUCACACCUCCAGUCCCAGAGGAACGCGGAGCAGAAGGAGCAGGAUGAGAAGACCAGUGCAGUGAAGGAAGAGCUGAAGUACUGGCAAAAACUGCGGCAUGACUUGGAGCGGGCACGGCUGCUCAUCGAGCUGAUCCGUAAGAGGGAAAAACUCAAACGGGAGCAGGUAGGUAUGUAAGAGAUCAAACUGGUACUACAACUUACACCACUCACNNNACUUCUACGCACAACACUGGACCUGCUGCAGGAGAAGGAUGCUGCCCAGAUCUUUGCAGAGCCUGUUAACCUGAACGAGGUUCCAGAUUACCUGGAAUUCAUUUCCAACCCAAUGGAUUUUUCCACCAUGAGGCGGAAGCUGGAGUCCCACCUGUACCGAACAUUGGAUGAGUUUGAGGAAGACUUUAACCUUAUAGUUACCAACUGCAUGAGGUAUAAUGCUAAAGACACGAUUUUCCACCGAGCAGCUGUCCGGCUCAGAGACCUCGGAGGAGCGAUAUUGCGUCAUGCACGGCGGCAGGCUGAAAACAUUGGCUUUGACACUGAUGUGGGGAUUCACCUGCCCGAGUCACCCAAAACCGAGGACUUUUACCGCUUUUCUUGGGAGGAUGUGGAUAACAUCCUCCUGCCGGAGAACCGAGCUCACCUCUCCUUGGAGGCCCAGCUGAAGGAGCUGCUGGAGAAGCUAGACAUGGUGAGCACCAUGCGGUCCAGCGGUGCUCGGACACGACGCAUCCGGCUCCUGAGACGGGAGAUCAACUCCAUUCGGCAGAAGCUGGCCCAGCAGCAGAACAAGACCAUGUCCAACGGGGAGCCUGUGCCGCAGGAAGAGGAGCUGGAUAAAUCAUCAAGGGAAGGCGACGAGGAAGGGGAUAAAGCAGAUGAUGCCAAGCCCCCGCACCCUCCAACCCUGGAGCCCACAGGACCCGCACCCUCCCUCUCAGAGCUGGACUCUCUGCAGGACCCUCCGACGCUCAAACCCAUCAGUGAAAGCAAGUCCUUGAAUCAGCUGCAGAAGAAAGUGAUGUCGGACAGGGAGCUCUUCGACAAGAAGGCGCUGCAGCGGGAGAGCCAAGCCUUCCAGCGCCUGCUCAGCGAUAACGGCCUCAACGGACUGGCCUUGCCGCCUGCAGACACCCCUGCCAGUCCCCCUUUCAGUGGCGUGGGCCGACGGACAUCUGUCCUUUUUAAAAAAGCUAAGAACGGGGUGAAGCUGCAAAGAGGCCUGGACUGCUCCCUGGAGAAUGGGGAGGACCACGGGCAGAGCGGGCAGCUUUCGCCCUCCCACCCUGGCGGGGAACGACAAGCUCGGAAGCGGCCGCAGAGCAGGACCUGCAGCGAGAGCAAUGGAGAGAAGACGCCUAGGCAGGCAGGACAGAGAGGAGUGACUAACGGCUUUGCGAAGCACGCAGAAAGCGGAUCUGACUCUGAGUGCAGCUCUGGCCUGGGCAGUGGACUGGUGUUUGAAGCCUGCAGUGGUUUGGUGCCUCCCAAGCGAAGUCGAGGGAAGCCAGCUCUUUCUCGGGUGCCCUUCUUGGAAGGUGUGAACGGAGACUCUGAUUACGGCAGCUCAGGCAGGACUCUCCUGAUGUCCUUUGAGAGUCAGACUGAGCUGGAGCCCUUGGAGCUCGUGUGGGCCAAGUGCCGUGGCUAUCCUUCCUACCCUGCCUUGAUAAUCGAUCCCAAGAUGCCGCGUGAGGGUUUGCUCCAUAAUGGAGUCCCCAUCCCAGUCCCACCCGUGGAUGUGUUGAAGUUGGGGGAGCAGAGGCAGACAGAGGCAGGAGAAAAGCUCUUCCUUGUCCUUUUCUUUGACAACAAGAGAACCUGGCAGUGGCUUCCGCGUGACAAAGUCUAUCCCCUCGGCGUGGACGACACAGUGGACAAGUUGAAGAUGAUGGAAGGCCGAAAAACCAGCAUCCGCAAGUCUGUGCAGGUGGCCUACGACCGAGCCAUGAUUCACAUGAGCCGCGUGCGGGGAGAUCAUCCCUUCAUUACGUCCAAUUAUCUGUAA